Molecule: messenger RNA, 348 nt
Organism: Capsicum annuum
Lineage: Eukaryota; Viridiplantae; Streptophyta; Magnoliopsida; Solanales; Solanaceae
Exons: 2
Coding region: 1-348 (115 amino acids)
Source: RefSeq, a predicted model, not a curated record
AUGGAUAAGGUGACGGUGAUAAGAGAAAGGCUUAAGACUGGUAAAAGUCACCAAAAGGCUUAUGUGGAUAUGUGGCAAAAGGAGUUGGAGUUGGAGUUUGAGAAGUGCGUGGGUGAUCCUUCUUUAAUUGUUCCUAUGGAGGAUGUUGGUAAUUUGGAUUCCUUGUCCUAUGAGAAAGUCUUGGUGAAGAUUUUGGAUAGGGAAAUUCUUAGGUUGAGAACUAAAGAUGUGGCUUCAAUGAAGGUACUUUGGAGAAAUCAAAAGGUUGAAGAAGCCACAUGGGAAGCUCAAGAUGAUAUGAGGGCUAAAUAUCUAUUUUUGUUCCUCGGGUUGGAUGAAGAUGUUUAA